CGUCUAAACAGAGAGAGAGAGAGAGAGCAAAAAUGGCGAUGGCGAUAGCGAUGUUACCGGCGCUAUUCUCUUCUCCUUCGAUUCUAACCAGCAGAAUCAGAUGCGGAGCCACAGCUAAUAGCGGCGGCGCACUCUCAUCUACUUCUUCUGACUCCGAUCUUAGGAGAGGUGUUCCCUUGUAUAAGCCCAAAUCAUACGAGGUUCUAGCCACUGACGCCGCCAAUUCUCUUGCUUUCGCUCUCCAGGAUUCAAAAUCUCGUUUGGAGAUCGAUUUUCCACCUUUACCCAGUAGCAUUUCUUCUUACAAGGGUUCUUCAGACGACUUUAUUGAUGCUAAUAUACAACUGGCGGUGACUGUUGUUCGAAAACUUCAGGAGAAAAUUGAAACAAGAGCUUGCAUUGUUUUUCCUGACAAGCCUGAGAAGCGCAGGGCUUCGCAACGCUUCAAAGCGGCAUUUGAUUCGGUUGAUGGCAUAAGUAUUGGCUCUCUAGAUGAUAUACCUGGUAGUUCUGUCACCAAUUUCUUCAGGUCCAUAAGGAGUACCCUGGACUUUGAUUUUGAAGAUGAAAACGAAGGAACUUGGGAGCCCAAGGAGCCUCCGACCCUUUAUAUAUUUAUCAAUUGCAGCACUCGAGAACUCUCUUUCAUAGAGAAGUUUGUGGAAACCUUUGCCAGUUCAACCCCAGCUCUUCUGUUCAAUCUUGAGCUAGAUACUUUGCGUGCUGACCUAGGGCUUCUUGGCUUCCCCCCUAAAGAUCUGCACUACCGGUUUCUUUCUCAAUUUAUUCCCGUCUUUUAUCCGAACGAGAUGGCAGUGGCACCAUUUGUGUUAAACUACAACGGAGCACUUUUCCGACAAUAUCCUGGGCCAUGGCAGGUGAUGCUUAAGCAACUGAUGGUUCAUAUGCGUGUGUUGCAGAAAGCCCUACUCGUUUCACGCUGGGUGAAACGAAGGAAGAGCUGUUGCAGGUUCUGGGACUACAAGAAGAGAAAGGAAGCUCACUCGAGUUCCUGCGCAGGGGAUACAAGUCGGCAACUUGGUGGGAAGAGGAUGUGGAGCUUGAGGAAUCUAAUUGGCGUAACUGAACGAUGGCCAAGUCAUGGAUUCACACUUUUGAUGGAGAAUAUUGGGUUGUUCAAAGUUCUUUUCCUAUUCGGUCUCUUUGUCUCGGGCCGCAUAGUCUCUGUUUCUUGUCUAAAUUCAGAUGGGUUAACUUUGCUCUCGCUUCGGAAUCAUUUGGACAAAGUACCACCAGAAUUAACUUCGACAUGGAAGACAAACGCAUCUGAAGCCACUCCAUGUAACUGGUUUGGUAUUAUCUGUGAUGAUUCUAAGAAGGUUACGUCUCUCAACUUCACCGGUUCAGGUGUUUCAGGCCGAUUGGGUCCUGAAAUAGGGCAGCUCAAAAGCUUAGAGAUUUUGGAUUUGAGUUCUAACAAUUUCUCUGGAAUUAUACCUUCCAGUUUAGGGAACUGUAGUUCACUUGUGUACAUUGAUUUGUCUGAAAACAGUUUCUGCAACUUUCUUACAGGGGAGUUGCCUAGAUCCUUGUUUCGAAUUCCGGCAUUGAAUUAUCUGCAUGUUGAGCAUAACAACCUGACCGGGUUAAUUCCUCAAAAUGUUGGUGAGGCUAAGGAACUUCUUGAUCUGCGUUUGUUUGACAAUCAGUUUUCUGGUACAAUCCCUGAGUCUAUUGGAAACUGCAGCAAGCUGGAGAUUUUGUAUUUGCACAAGAACAAGUUAGUUGGUUCAUUGCCUGCAAGUCUCAAUCUUUUGGAGAAUCUCACUGACCUGUUUGUUGCAAAUAACAGCCUACAAGGAACAGUUCAGUUUGGUAAAAUCCCUUCAUCAUUGGGUAUGUUAAAGAAUCUCACAAUUCUUAACCUUUCCGAGAAUCGUCUUUCUGGAAGUAUUCCCGCGGAGCUCGGGAACUGCAGCAGCUUGAACUUGUUGAAGCUGAACGAUAACCAGCUUGAAGGCGGAAUACCGAGUGCAUUAGGUAAGCUAAGGAAGCUAGAAAGUCUGGAGCUUUUCGAAAACCGGUUUUCGGGUGAGAUUCCUAUUGAGAUAUGGAAGAUUCAGAGUCUUACGCAGUUGCUAGUUUAUCGGAACAAUCUCACAGGAAAAUUACCAAAGGAAAUAGCCGAGCUCAAGAAUCUCAAGAUUGUGACUCUCUUCAACAAUAGCUUUUAUGGAGUGAUACCACCUGGUUUAGGUCUGAACAGCAACCUAGAGAUUAUUGAUUUCAUUGGUAACAAACUUACAGGUGAGAUACCGCCUAAUAUCUGCCAUGGAAAGAUGUUGACAGUGUUUAACUUAGGAUCUAACCGGCUUCAUGGCAAAAUACCGACAUCUGUUAGUCAGUGCAAGACUCUAAGCAGAUUCAUCCUCAGAGAAAACAACCUUUCAGGUGUUCUUCCUGAGUUUUCUAAGAAUCAAGAUCUUUCGUUUCUCGAUCUGAAUAGCAACAACUUCGAAGGACCAAUCCCUCGUACCCUCGGAAGCUGUAGGAAUCUCACGAGCAUCAAUCUGUCUCGGAACAAAUUCACGGGGAAUCUUCCUAGAGAACUUGAGAAUCUACAAAUCCUUAGUCACCUGAAUCUUGGGUUUAACUUAUUAAACGGUACGGUUCCUUCAAAGUUUAGUAACUGGAAAGAGUUGACCACUUUGGUUCUCUCCGGAAACCGGUUUUCAGGAGUCGUUCCGCCGGAUCGCCACUCUUAGAAAGUAAGAAAACAACUAUUUUGUC
This is a messenger RNA of Arabidopsis arenosa, 2751 nucleotides long. The record is from the annotation of a GenBank genome assembly. Lineage: Eukaryota; Viridiplantae; Streptophyta; Magnoliopsida; Brassicales; Brassicaceae.